AUGAAGUUCUCCUCCAACCUUGUCUCUCUGCUAGCCGCCGCCAGCGUCGCCGUUGCAGAAACCACCGACGCUUCCCUCAUCUCCAGUCUCAUUGGAGAAUUCGAAAAAAACCCUGCUGCCACGGGAGCUGCACUGGACGCAGUCAUUGACCUCGCCCAGGCACUCGAGAUCGACGCCCUGGCAUACCCAGACCAGUACACCUCGUAUGUUUCCCAGUUGGAAGCCUUGACGGCCAUCGUCGACGACGAAGACCUCUCACAGGUCCCGGUUGCAAUUGCAGCCAUCACAGCCCUGCCGUUUGCUGACAGACUGUACCAGGAGGCCGCUGCGUACGCAACUAACACCGGCUCCGAAUUCUCGGUCAGCCUCACCGGAUCCUACUCCACCGACAACAUCAACUGGUCCACCUUCUGGGACGAUGGAUACUCUGCUACCGAGUCCGGUGUCGACGUCUAUGCCACCGAGUCUGGCAUCUCGCAGGGCCUGGAGUCGGAUAUUUCCGAUGCCAGCGCAGUCGCCGCCUCGAGCGCCAAGACCUCGUCUGCUGGCUCCUCGUCGGGCUCUUCUUCCGACUCUGCCUCCUCUGCCUCCAGCUCCGAGGCCAGCUCCAGCUCCUCCGCACAGGCUGCCUCCUUCGGAGUGUACCUCUACUCUGGUGUCUUCUCUGCCGCAGGCCUGGCUUUGCUGAUGAUCUAG
Molecule: messenger RNA, 696 nt
Organism: Ogataea philodendri
Lineage: Eukaryota; Fungi; Ascomycota; Pichiomycetes; Pichiales; Pichiaceae
Exons: 1
Coding region: 1-696 (231 amino acids)
Source: RefSeq, a predicted model, not a curated record